Molecule: messenger RNA, 2431 nt
Organism: Dipodomys spectabilis (banner-tailed kangaroo rat)
Lineage: Eukaryota; Metazoa; Chordata; Mammalia; Rodentia; Heteromyidae
Gene: Ubash3a
Product: ubiquitin associated and SH3 domain containing A
Exons: 12
Coding region: 113-2008 (631 amino acids)
Biological process (GO): negative regulation of T cell receptor signaling pathway
Cellular component (GO): cytoplasm
Molecular function (GO): protein binding
Source: RefSeq, a predicted model, not a curated record
ACACACACAUGCCCCAGUUUCCAACACUGCAGAGCUGCUGGGUUCCCAGGGGCUGUGUGGAGACCGGGUUUUGAGUCGGCUGGUUCAUCUCCCUUCGUUUCUCUCCAAUGCCAUGGGAGUUGGCAGCUGGGUCUUCAGCAGGUGCUCCGGGGCGGGGCCGGGCCUGGGUCUGCACACAGCCCAGCUGUCCGGGGCGGAAGCAUCUACACUCUGCUCUCGGCACACCCGUGACUUUGGGACGCCGUCCCCGGUGGAGACCCGUGCGGGGCACUCAGUAGAGGUGGCUGCUCUCCGUCAUAGGCUGCACGCCCAUCGCCACGACCCCUCCCUGGACGACCCCAUCCCCCAGGAGUACACCCUCUUCCUCUGCCCCACGGGGCCCCUGCUGGAGAGACUGGAGGAGUUCUGGAGAGACAGCCGGCGCCAGUGUGCCAGGAACAGAGCUCACGAGGUCUUUCCCCACGUGACGCUCUGCGACUUCUUCACGUGUGAAGACCAGAAGGUGGAAUUCCUUUAUGAGGCUCUAAAGAAAGCAGGGGACAGGGUCCUGGGGUCCUUCCCUGCUGUCAUCCCUCUGGCUCUCCAUUCCUCUAUCAGCUACCUGGGCUUCUUCAUCGACGACGGCCCUGCCGAAGUCAUCCAGAAACUCGCCGUGGAGUUCGCUACCGAGGCCUCCGCCUUGGCAGACUGCACAGUGAAGCCCUGCACCAAGCAGCUGCACCUGACCCUGGCCCACAGAUUCUACCCUCACCACCAGAGGACCCUGGAGCAGCUGGCCAGAGCCAUCCAGCCCAGCCACGACUGCCAGUGGACAGCGGCCCUCUACUCGCGAGACAUGCGCUUCGUGCACUACCAGACGCUGAGGACCCUGUUCCAGUACCAGCCCCAGAAUGAGGACGAGCUGGCGCUCAGCCCGGGUGACCAUGUCUUCGUGGACCCCACGCAGCAGGCAGAGGCCAGCGAGGGCUGGGUCAUCGGGACCUCAGCGCGGACCGGCUGCCGCGGCUUCCUGCCAGAGAACUACACAGAGAGGGCCCGCGAGGCCGACACCUGGGUCAAGCACCGGACAUAUACCUUCAACCUAGCCACAGACCUGAACUCCAGGAAGGAUGGGGAAGCCAGUGGCAGUCGAAACAGAGACUGUCAGCCUCCAUCGGUGUCCAGGAGCCUGAGCAGUGUGCAGGCUUUGCAGGCCGCCAUCUUGAGGAGGAGCGUGCUGGUGGUCCGGCAUGGGGAGCGAGUAGACCAGAUCUUCGGGAAGUCCUGGCUACAGCAGUGCUGCACGCCGGACGGAAGGUACCACAGGCCAGACCUGAACUUCCCCCAAAGCCUGCCCCGGAGGAGCGGCAGCCUCAAAGACUUUGAAAAUGAUCCACCAUUAUCAUCUUGCGGGAUUUUCCAGGCCAGACUGGCAGGGGACGCGCUCCGGGACAGCGGCCUCAGGGUGGCAGCCGCCUUCGCCUCCCCAGCCCUGCGCUGCGUGCAGACGGCCAGGCACAUCCUGGAAGCACUCAAGCUGGAGAUGACACUGAAGAUCAGAGUGGAGCCCGGGAUCUUUGAGUGGACCAAAUGGGAAGCCAGCAAGACCACCCCGGCCUUCAUGACCCUGGAGGAGCUGAGAGACGCAAACUUCAACGUCGAUGCUGACUACAGGCCUGCGGUCCCCCGCAGCUCCCUCCUGCCGGCUGAGAGCUACGAGGAGUAUGUGGACAGGUGCACCUUGAGUAUGGGGAGGAUCUUGGCCGCCUGCUCCCCAGAGGCGGGCAUCAUCCUCGUGGUCGGUCACGGCUCCUCACUGGACUCCUGCACCAGGCCGCUCCUCGGGCUGCCGCCCCGGGAGUAUGGCGAUUUUGCCCAGCUGGUGAGAAAGAUCCCUUCUCUGGGAAUGUGCUUCUGCGAAGAAAACCAGGAGCAGGGCCGAUGGGAGCUGGUGAACCCGCCGGUGAAGACGCUGACACAUGGGGCCAACUCGGCCUUCAACUGGAGGAACUGGAUCUCAGCCCACUGAGCCAACCUGCCCCUCCUCAUCCCCCCGUGGGGAGGCGGUGCUGACUUUGGGCAGAGCCACCCGGCCCCGCCGCUGGUGUGCAGUGGACGUGGAGACCUGGAGAAGCAUGAACCCAUCUGGAUAUCCCUGCCACUGCGCCGCCCAGGGCGUGUCGUGCUGGGGCUGAGCUGCAGGAGUGCAGAGCAGCGCCCCCACGCCGAGCUCGCCCAGCUCACCACGGCAACCUGCACCCUGGCGGGCAGGAAGGAGGCCCGGACUCUCCUUCCCAGGUUCUGCAGACCAGGGCGCAGGCGCUUGAUUUUCUAAGCGCUUCGUGAGGUACAGCCUGGUCGCUUUUCCUUUUUCUAUUUCGGUCUCUCUAGGCGAGUCUGCGCCCACUGAAAGAGCUGUAAUGUCAAUAAAGUGGUACACGCGGGGUCUGCG